AAGAAAAAUAAAAAAAGAAUUGUGAAGUAAGCAAGUGACAGAAGGAAAAAAAGACUCAAAGUACAAUAACUGAUCCGAAACAAACGAAAAAAGCGGAAGAUCAUGCAAACUUACACUUCAAAUCUUUUUUUUUUUUUUUUUUUUUUUUCUUUCUUUCUCAAUUCAUGCUUCUUACAUUAAUAAUAUAAGUUUUUUAUUUUUAAUUUUUUUCCAUUAAUUCAUUUAUUCAUUCAUGCUAUCUCUUCAAGUUCUUCUUCAUGGAUUCCUCUCUCACUAACCUACUUCUCUUCAACAACACCAUUCAACCAGAGUUGAUUAGAAGUGUGCAUGUGUACCGUGAAUGUGAUGAUGAUGAUGAUGUUGUUGAAGAAAGGGAAGUUGAAAGAGAGUUUGUUUUUUCUGAGAGUGGUUCCUAUGUUGAAAUGCAAGCUACCCCAAUUCUUAAUUUGAUGAAAUCUCGUCUCUUUCAAGAGGUUUUUGAAGGGUAUAUGAAUGGAGUGUGGCUUUGUAUCUUUGCUUUUCAUGCUUUUAACACCCCUCCAUUUUCUCACAUUCCAACCCUUUUCUUGCUCACAAGUUGCGUAAUGAUGCGGUCAUUGCAGUUGGGCGAUAUUUUCCAUUGGAUGAAGAUGGAUGACUUAAAUCCAAAGCUUCAAGCUAUUCCAAACUUGCUUAAUGAUCUCCAAAUGAUAUACAAGUUGGACCCAAAGGAGGAACACAAAGAUACACCAGAGAAAAAAGUCUUGCCUGUGCUUGAUCAAGACCUCAAUUGUCUCCCUUUUGAAGAAGACGAGUCCGAGUUACCAGAUGAUGAGACAGAUGUUGAAAGUUCAUCAGGUUCGGCAGGAAAGAAAAAGAGGGCACCUAGUGACCAUGUAGCGAAAAUUACUUUAUCAGAUUUGGUCAAGUACUUCGAUAUGCCGAUUGUAGAAGCGUCGAAAAAUCUAAAUGUUGGGCUUACUGUUCUCAAAAGAAAGUGCAGAGAAUUCGGNAUUCCUCGCUGGCCUCAUAGGAAGAUCAAAUCACUUGACAGUCUCAUUCAUGAUCUUCAGGAAGAGGCUAAACAUCAGGAAAUGGAGGAUAAAGCUGCAGCAAUGGCAGUGAUAAGGAGGCAAAAGAUGUUGGAAAAUGAAAAGGAAAACAUAGAGAAGAAACCCUUCAUGGACAUACAAAGUGAGACAAAGAGAUUCAGGCAAGAUGUUUUCAAGAGAAGGCACAGAGCUAGAGCUAUUGAAAAACAUAAUUCUACAGUAGCAAGCACUUAAUUACAUCACCUUUUUGAAAAAUCAAACAAAGAGAAACAAAUCCACACUUUGCAAGUUGUAGAUUAACACUUAAACCUGUACAACUCUUCUAAUUGGUCAUUGACCUUUAGAAUUAUGCUUUGACUUGUGUAUGUGGAUUGCAAUGUUUAUAGUCAACCUCUAGUAUCUUUAGAACUCAA
Molecule: messenger RNA, 1444 nt
Organism: Cicer arietinum (chickpea)
Lineage: Eukaryota; Viridiplantae; Streptophyta; Magnoliopsida; Fabales; Fabaceae
Source: RefSeq, a predicted model, not a curated record